Miscanthus lutarioriparius is the source of this 978-nucleotide messenger RNA. NCBI's taxonomy places the organism in Eukaryota, Viridiplantae, Streptophyta, Magnoliopsida, Poales, Poaceae. The record is from the annotation of a GenBank genome assembly.
AUGGAAGAUCUUGGAUUGUAUGCGGGCAUACUCACAUCAGCUGGUCAUCAUGUUCCUAGCUUGGACGAAUUGACCUUUCCGGUCACUCAAGACACUCAGGAAACUAAUAAUGAUCUUCCUUUUGAAGUUCAACAUGAUGUUGUGGAAGUGCAGGCAUCUGAAGUUGCUGUUCGCCGUCGUACUGCAAAGGGUGCGUCACAUAGGUCCAUAAAAAUUGAUCAAAAGGAAGAUGUAGUUAUAUGCUCAGCUUGGUUGAAUGUUAGCAAAGAUUCUAUUCAUGGGGCCAAUCAAACUCGUUUAUCAUUUUGGAGAAGAAUUCAUGAUUUCUUUGAGAAAAAUAAGGAAACUCCGGCUGUCAGGACAGAGAGUUCCAUUAUGCGUAGGUGGCUCACUAUUCAGAAGGACGUCAACAAGUACUGUUCUUGCUACGAGGCAAUUGAGCGUAGGAAUCAAAGUGGAGCAACUAUCCAAGACAUGAUUAGUGAAGCAUCCGAGAUGUACACAGGAGUAGAUGAGGAAAAGAAGUCGUUUACUCUUAUGCACUGUUGGAAAAGGUUGAAGGAUGAAGACAAGUGGAAGUCAAAGAUGAUUGAGCUGGCUGAGCAGCAGAAACAAGCCGCAAAGAAGAAACAGAAGACUAAUAAGGAGUCCACGCCGAGCAAUGUAGAAGCCAACAACAAUGAUGAUCUACAAGAGAUUGCAGCCCCAGGUUCUCAAGAACGAAAGAGGCCAAUGGCUUUGGAUAAGAUGUGGGAGAAGAAGGAGGUUUCUGACUGGGAAAGAGACAAGCAGAGAAAGGAGAGGUACAUGGCUGCAAUUGAGGUAGACAAGGCUGCACUUGAGGUACAGAAGGCUUCACUUGAGCUUGAGAAGAAGCGAUUGUCAAAUGAAGAAAAAAAAGUUGAAGCGGACUUGCUGAAGGAGGAGAAAGAAAUAAUGUUAGCGGACACGAGCUCCCUCGACCCAAUGCAGCUGUAG